Messenger RNA from Lachancea dasiensis, 381 nucleotides. NCBI's taxonomy places the organism in Eukaryota, Fungi, Ascomycota, Saccharomycetes, Saccharomycetales, Saccharomycetaceae. The record is from the annotation of a GenBank genome assembly.
AUGGAUCUACUUCAAAACUCCUUUCAGAAUGUUUAUGACUCCUUUGCCAACCUCGAUUUCCAGCAUGCCAUCCGUCUGGUAAUCAUUGUAGGCGGAUAUGUGUUGUUGCGUAACCUAGCCCAAAGGCAUUUAGCCAAAAAGCAGCUCGAAAACAAGGUUCGUGAAGGUGAAAAGCUCAGAGCCGAGGAAAGACAAGAGAAGCUUGUCGAAGAUCCAAAUAGUGUUGCCUCCGUCAACGAAAAUGCUUUCGGAUGGGGGAACAAGACAAGACAGAGGGUUAAGAGACAGGAGAAAAUACUUGAAGAGCGCAUUGACGAACUCAAGAAAUACCAAGGUAACUUGGAUGACGAUGAAGACAUCGCGGAUCUACUCGAAGACUAA